UUCAGUGAACUUAUUAACUGUGGUAACUGCCUCCAAUCACUGGAAGAAUGAGCACCUCCCCCAUCCGGUCUCGUGCCUCAAUCGACAUCUUGGAGGAGCUGCAGCUGAUUGCAGCCCAGAACCUGGAGAAGCUGGACAUUAAUAAGUACUAUGAGGUUAUUAGGGAGCUGGGCAAAGGCACCUAUGGCAAGGUGGAUCUUGUUGUCCACAAGAUCAGAGGCACUAAGAUGGCUCUGAAGUUCCUGCGGAAGAAAACCACUAAGCUGAAGAGCUUUCUGAGGGAGUAUAGCAUCUCGCUUUACCUUUGCCCCUGCCCAUACAUCAUCAACAUGUACGGCAUUGCCUUUGAAACAGACGAGUAUUAUAUCUUUGCUCAAGAGUAUGCAUUAGCUGGGGACCUCUUUGACAUCAUUCCCCCUCAGGUGGGGCUGCCAGAGUGUGUGGCGAAACGCUGCGUACAUCAGGUCGCCUUGGCGCUGGAUUAUCUUCACUCUAAGAAGCUGGUGCAUCGUGACAUCAAGCCUGAGAACGUGCUAAUCUUUGACCGGGAGUGCCGUAAGGUCAAGCUGUCAGACUUCGGCAUGACGCGUCGAGCUGGUUCACCAGUAAAACGUGUCAGCGGUACCAUCCCCUACACACCACCUGAGCUUUGCGAGCCGGGCCGCCAUGAUGGAAUCUGUGUGGACUACAGUACAGAUGUGUGGGCCUUUGGGGUGCUCCUAUUCUGUAUGCUCACAGGAAACUUUCCAUGGGAAAAGGCGCUACCAUGUGAUGCAUUUUACGAGGAGUUCGCACGUUGGCAGCAGCAACCAAGGAGGCGGGCAAGCACAGUGCCGUCGCAGUGGCGCCGCUUUACCAACGAGGCCUUGCGCAUGUUCAGGCACCUCUUGGCCAUUGAGAAGGAUCAGCGCUGCUCUGUCAAUGAGGUGCUCACCUUCUUCUGCCACUGCUGGAUGCUAGACACGGAAAACGGCAACACAGCUACCUCACCCAGUGGUACGGUGUUAAAUGGGCACCUGGCUGAGCUUAGUAGUUCUUCCUCAGAGGAAGAUAAUCUGGUCGAGCGUCUGAAGCAGCAGAGCCUGUCACCUGUGUGCGCUGUGGCCAAAUCAGGCAUCGUCAUUGAGCCAGUGACACCGCCCUACUCAGGCGUGUCCACCAUCAACUCACCUUCCUCCAAUAACAGCUACGAGCGUGUCUCCCGUGACAGCAACGGUAAUGGAGGUCGCAUCCUUGUGACCACACCAAUCGAGAUCUGCGUGUAGUGAGGAUAUAGAAGGUAACAGACCAUACACAUACUUAGAACACUGGGAACCAGUUGACAACAUUGAGGACCUAAAUCCUUAAACAAGGAGGAGAUGAUCCGUCCUUCAUACUGAGUGUAGAACAUGGUGAAAAUGUUCUACAAGACUUGUCAAUCAUUCCUCAUGAUGAGUGUCUCUGAGGGAAUGCUACAAGUCAAAAACAGUAAAGUUAUACUGAUGGUGUAUCUUGGCAUUUCAACCAUGUUAGUCCAAAUGUAAUCAGUCCACCAUUAGCAAGAGCGCGUAAAUGGGGGAAAAAAACAAAAAAACAGGUGCCAAAUUACCUGUACCAUCAUAUAGCAAUAUGUUAAAUGUUUUGCAAAAUGAAAACCAACGUAACAGUGGUCAAAGUUUGAAUGUCUGAGACUAACUGCAAAAACGCAUCAUGUGAAAAUAUUCAUAAUGUGAUUUUUGGAAGUGGUUCUUAUUUGUGCUCAAAUGUCCAUUUGGUUAGUGGCUAAUUUCAAUAAAGUAGGGGUUUUUGCAUUAUUAUUUACUUUGGUCUUGUGCUCCUGAUGUUUUGCUGUUUAUUUUAUACUGUAGCAGUAUAACGUUAAUAAUGCCCAGUUGCCAUUAUGGUGUGUUGCAUUGUAGAAAAAAAAAUCUCUAAACCCUCUAAACCAAAAUGUUAUCAGAACUUCCAUAAGACGUUAACUUAAUUUGAACAUGCAUGCCUGUUCAUUUUCUGUGUUGUUUCUUAGUAUGGUGCAUUUUUUUUGAAAGAUUCAAUGCGUCUUCUCACAAUGAGCGAGGCCCAGAUUGCUCGGAUGAUGUUACCAAUGUGAUCACAGUGCGUGCAUACAGAUGCCUGUCACUAUUCAAAACACAGAACAGUUUUGAUUUGUACUAAAAAAAAAAGGGCUGUGUUAGAACACAGAGCAUGUCAGUGAUUUAAAAGUGGUGAUGCAGAAUUAUUUGUCCAUGGCGUGAGAGAGAGAAUUUUUCCGUUGAUGUCUUGUGACCGAUUUUACAAGUGCAGAUGGACAAUUCAGAAAGAAUAUUUCUGACCUGAUGGUGUUUUAAGAAUUUCUCAGGUACAUAUGGCUAUGCGGGGUAAUAUCCCACAAUAGCCAGGUUUAAGUCUAGUUAUUUAAAGGGAAGGAGGGACAUUGUGAGUUCAUGCCACUGGAAUAUAUGACGGAGAAACUUUAUAGCAGAUAAGACAUGCUGCAUUAAAUGACAAGCUCUGAAUCUUAUUACAUAAUAUGAAACUUGAUAUGAUCAAGACUGUUAUUACUUGCCAUAUGUGAUUCCUUAGUUUCCAGAGCCAGUUAUAAAAAAAAAAAAUUGGAUACAUUACAUUCAAUGCUUCGUUUCAGCUCUCACUCAAAUUUUUAAUUAAGGAUGUUUUUAAAACGAUAAACAAUCUAAACCAAAAACUACUUCUAAUGGGGGUUCUCAUUAAGAUCUAACCCCACGCAUCUGCUUUGCCAUUAUUGAGGCAUUUUUAUAGCAUAGUUUUCAUUUAUUUAUUUAUUUUUUUGUUCAUGUACUUGGAUUUUUUUUUUAUACUAAUUUUGAUAAAGGCAUGGUAGCAGAAGUUGUUUGAAAGAAAUUGUUUAGAAAUUGGAAAAUGAAAUAACUGACAUUGCAUUUUUAGAAGGGUGUUUCUGAAAUUGCAUAGAUAUAAAACCUACAUAAAUGGGUCUUUUUAUCUGUGCUACAUUUUAGAUAUGUGAUAUUAAAUGUGUUGUGAUAUUUUACAGUAGCACAUAGUUGCAUAAAUUGAUAUUCAGAAUUAAAAGAAAAAGGAAAAACAAAUGUAAGAUUUAAUUUAUUCUAUUUGUGCUGUAAGACUACAUGCAUUCUAAUGAGGUGGUUCAGAGCAUUAGUGCAGUCUGAUAUUUCCUAGAUAUGUUGAACUUUAUUGAAUUCCAUAAAUGCCUGUUAACAGCUAAGGACAGAAAAGGACUGAUUUUUUUUAAUACAAACCAGGACCAGACAGUCAUUCACAAACACACUUUUUUUUCUCUCAAAAUAGACUUGUGUUGAUAUUUGCAUGUGUCAAUAUUGUUCUGGAGAGAUAAUGUUGAAAAUAAAACCAUAUCCUUGAUGCAGAA
Molecule: messenger RNA, 3364 nt
Organism: Clarias gariepinus (North African catfish)
Lineage: Eukaryota; Metazoa; Chordata; Actinopteri; Siluriformes; Clariidae
Product: un-named sa1261
Exons: 3
Coding region: 48-1265 (405 amino acids)
Biological process (GO): peptidyl-serine phosphorylation; peptidyl-threonine phosphorylation
Molecular function (GO): protein serine/threonine kinase activity; ATP binding
Source: RefSeq, a predicted model, not a curated record